AUGAUGGACAGCGACGAGGAUGUGUUUUUGACACAGAGUCGAUUUUCUCAGGAAGAACUUGAUGGGUAUAUGAGGCGAAUGGGCAAAUCAAUCAAUCUAUUUGAGGACGAGGCCUUUAAAGGGACUGUUGGGGCGCUUGAUGCCGCUAUGAAGGAACUUGCUUCAACAGGGUAUGAACCGGGAACGCGGGAACAGUGCCGGCCCAUCACCAUCGACGAGGAAGAAACGCUAUGGGAAAAAGGCGAACUCGGGAGGUCAAAACACAAGAAAGCUGAGCCGAAAAUAGUUAAAGCAUUUGACAACCAGCAGAACAAGAACCGCUGUUAUGUGCACCUUUGGGAGAAGUAUACCUCAUUAUGCCCGAAAACUUGCAAACAUGAUGCUUUCUACCUCGCUCCCCUCAAGAUUGUCAAGUCUGACUGCUGGUUUAUGGCGUCUCCAGUUGGUAUCAACACUCUCAAAACCGCGGUUAAAAGGAUGUGCGAGAAAGCGGGAAAAGCAGGGGAAAAACAACAACCAUUCUUUGAGGGUAUCGGCUGCGACGAGACUGUUUGAUGCAAAAGUUGACGAACAGCUCAUAUGC
Haliotis rubra (blacklip abalone) is the source of this 583-nucleotide messenger RNA. RefSeq lists its product as uncharacterized. The coding region runs from base 1 to 555 and encodes 184 amino acids. Lineage: Eukaryota; Metazoa; Mollusca; Gastropoda; Lepetellida; Haliotidae. The transcript has 4 exons. The record is from RefSeq and is a predicted model, not a curated record.